Messenger RNA from Paramormyrops kingsleyae, 1533 nucleotides. Lineage: Eukaryota; Metazoa; Chordata; Actinopteri; Osteoglossiformes; Mormyridae. The record is from RefSeq and is a predicted model, not a curated record.
GACAUCCACACCUUCCCCACGAUGAUGGUGUUCAACCAGUCCAGCAUCUCAGAGUUCGAGGGCUACCACACGGCAGAGGGCGUCAUGGAGUUUUUGGAGCACCUGGCCAGCCCCGCAGUGGUCACCCUGACGCCAGACUCCUUCCAGAAGCUGGUGAAGCAGGGGGGGCCUGAUGAGACGUGGUUGGUGGCCUUCUUCAUGCCGUGGUGCCAGCACUGCCUGGCGUUGCUUCCUGAGUGGAGGAAGCUGGCGCAGAUGGUUGACGGGAUAGUUAAGGUGGGCACCGUGGACUGCAACAAGCAUCGGUCCUUCUGCCGGCAUGAGGACAUCCUGGGCUACCCUGAGAUCCGCCUCUUCCCACAGAACGCCAGCCGCUGGGACCAGCACCAGAGUUACACUGGCUGGAACAAAGACUCGCAGUCACUGAGAUCGUGGGUCUUUGGGUCCCUUCCAAGAGUGUCACAGGACCUGACUCCCAAAGACCUCCGAAGGCGGGUCUACGGCGGGAAGCAGCACUGGGUGCUUGACUUCUAUACCCCCUGGUGUGUUCCUUGCCAGGAGUUUGCCCCCGAGUUCGAGCUCCUUGCCCAUGUGAUGAAGGGCAGUAUCAGGGCGGGAAGGCUGGACUGCCAGGCCCAUGCCCAGGUCUGCGAGAGAGCAGGCAUCAAGGCUUACCCUACCAUCCGCUUUUACCCCUACUCGGGGUCGGCCGUGGACCAGGGUGGAGAGGAUAUUAACAGCAGAGAUGCAAAUGGGAUCACCAGAGUUCUGCGACGGCGGCUGCAGCAGCUAUCUGCAGACUCGCAGAGCAAGUUCUCCAAAGUCAAGGAUGAACUUUAGCGGGCAGGGGGCUGGAUGGCAGGAGUCUGAAGCUUUCCCAGGCUUCUGUGCCGCCCAUGCCGCUGGGGGCGAUGAUGUUUUUGGGAAACACGCCAGGUGGACAUAGAUUGGGGUCAACUGAGCUCUUGUGUUUUACUUGGAGUCAGUUUCUGUGGGGAAUACAGACGAUGGACGGCACUUCAUGUGAAUGUAUCAGUCGGCUUCUCUUAAGGAGAUAGUUGAUAAAGUUGUUCCUAAGCAGGCAUAAUGUAAUAGACCAUAGUCUCCUACAGACACUUUCUCCAUAUUGUGACCUGUGAUUAAUGAGGCUCUGCUUCGAUUGGCUGAGCCAUAGAAAUGUUGUCCAAAUGCACCUUUAAGUCACCGAUGUAAUUAAUGUAACCUUUUACUUUGCUCGAUCAUGCUUGAUUGGGCCAUUAGUAACGAUAGGUAUUGUAUGUUUUUUUUUUUUCUUUCGGACUGGGUCCUCUGUAGUUUUUUUUUUGUCCUCCUCCAAACUGAACCCUUUCUGUCACUGUCUCAGUGAGAUAAACAAAGCAAUCCCUGAAUUCUGUUAUGCGUUCAGUGUUCGUUUUGGAGAAUUUAUGUUAGUUGCAUUUCAAAUGUUUAUUUUGGAGAAUUCGUGUUAGUUACGUUUCAAAUCUUUGUUUUUCUUUUAACCAGCCAGCAAAUAAAUUUCUUACCUUAAAAAUG